UUAACUUGCCAUGUCUUGUCAGACAAGGAUUCAAAAGCAUAACAUUUAGAUUGUUUAAGAAAAUAAGUAAAUAUAAACUGUAUAAUAUGUUUUACCAUUGAAGGGUUUUUCAACUUAGUCAACAUUUUUUUCUGCAGUGCCGGAUGGCGUCGGGUGGGUGAAAAGUGUAGGAGUCGAGAAACUUCAUGAUAGUAAAUAACGACGUUACUGUAUUUCUGCCUUAGCUAACACAAACCCAAACUACGAAACUGUCAUUUUUCAUUCAAACAUGCCUCGGAAAAAGCCAUUCAGCACCAAACAGAAGAAGAAACAGAUGCAAGUGAAACGGGAAAGAAAGAGAGGUGAGCCAGGCUCAGGGCCCAGCAGCCGUAAUGCCAGUGUGGAGCGGGGGAUGGACAGGGAGAGACAGUCGGACACCUCAGAUAGCGAAACCACAGAUGUCAGGAGGAUAAACCAGCAGCCCGGCAUCAGGGAGGGCAGAUACGAUCCCAAUAGGUUCCGUCUGCACUUUGAGAAGGAGAGCAGAGAGGAGGUGGAGAGGAGGAAGAAGCUUGCCAGAGAGAAGGUUCUGGACCAGAUGUUAGACAAAGACCUGGAGGUUGACAUCAGCGACAUCUACCCCACAGAGAAAGGUCUUGAGUUUCCGAGGCGACCUCCGUGGAACUAUGGGAUGAAUCGUGAGGAGCUGCUGAGGAAAGAAGAGAAGUCAUACCGGGAAUAUCUGAAUGACCUGCACUCCAGAAACCCACCUGGAUCCCUCAGCCACUUUGAGCACAACCUGGAGACGUGGAGACAGUUGUGGAGAGUGUUGGAGAUGUCCGAUGUGAUCCUGCUCAUCGUGGACAUCAGGCACCCGGUGCUGCAGUUUCCCCCAGCGCUGUACCACUACAUCACUGGGGAGCUGCAGAAGCAGGUGGUGGUGGUGCUGAACAAAGCUGACCUGUGUCCCCCUCCCCUGGUGCUGGCCUGGACACACUACCUCCAGACACAGUUCCCCCACCUCCACUGUGUCUGUUUCACAUCACACCCCGGCCAGUCAUACAGCACAGUGCUUCAGAAGAAGAGGAUGAGAAAAAAGGGUACAUGUGGGUGGGGACAUGCUGGAGGCCCCACCCACAUCCUGAAGGCGUGUCAGGAAAUCACAGCAGGAAAAGUGGACUUGUCCAGCUGGGAGAAGAAGAUCCAGAGAGAUGCGGUUGCUAUGGGACCAGAGGGAGAGCAGUCAGAGGAGGGGGCGGACUCUGUGCUAGUGGAGCACCAGAGUGAUGUUGCCAUGGAGAUGAGCAGCCCCUCCCAGGAGCUGUAUAAAGAUGGCGUACUCACGCUGGGCUGUAUAGGCUUCCCUAACGUGGGGAAGUCAUCAGUAUUGAACAGUCUGGUAGGUAGGAAGGUGGUGAGUGUGUCUCGAACCCCCGGCCACACCAAAUACUUCCAGACCUACUACCUCACACCCACUGUCAAACUGUGCGACUGCCCUGGACUGGUCUUCCCUUCACUAGUCAACAAACAACUACAGAUCCUAGCUGGUAUAUACCCAGUGUCUCAGCUGCAGGAGCCCUACAGUUCUGUGGGUUAUCUGUGUGAGCGGACCCCCUUCCUGUCGGUGCUCAAGCUCCGGCACCCCAGCGUGGAGGGCCCACAGCAUGCACCCAAGGGGGGGGAGAAGGAAAGGGAACAGGGGCCCGAGCACAGCUGGACAGCCUGGGACGUGUGUGAGGCCUGGGCAGAGAGGAGGGGCUAUAAGACAGCGAAGGCAGCUCGUAACGACGUGUAUCGGGCGGCUAACAGUCUGCUGCGGCUGGCCGUCGACGGCAGGCUGUGUCUGUGCCUCAGACCACCAGCAUACAAAGAUCAGAGAGAGCAGUGGGAGUCCCACCCAGACCUGGCAGAGAUCAUCGCUCUACAGGGACGGAGGGAAGAGGAGGGGGCAGGAGAGAGGGAUGAGGAGGAGGAGGGAGAGUCCAGCUCUGAGCCGGAGGAGGAGAGGGAUAGGGAUGCUGAUGAUGAUGGUGAUGAUGAUGAAGAUGAAGGGUUUGGACACCCGGCAGUGAAGGAGAGGAAGGGGCCAACCAGCCUCACAGUCAAUAUGUUCGAUGUCCUCCGGGAAAACGAGUGCGAGUGAGGAAGAAAGAAUGAAUUAAAAAACAAUGUGCUUGAUCUCUCCCUCUACACUCACUGCACUUUCAUUCCAUUUUCCUUUCCUUGACUUGCAUUCCUUUAACAUUCUGACUCAACUCUUCUUUCCUCUACUCUCUCUCUCCCCAACCCCUCCCUCUCCCAGAGGUUACUAAAAGCACUCUGAUAUUGUAUCAAACAUGUUCAUUUCUCCAUGCUGUGCCUCUGCUCUGCUUGUUCAACCAUGCAGCUGUACUUAGACUGCAUUUAGACAGGCAGCCCAAUUCUGAUCUUUUUUUCUACUAAUUGUUCUUUUGCCUAAUCACAUCCUGUCUAAUCUUUAUCACAGCUGAUUGGUUAAAAGGCCAAUUGGUGAAGAAAAGAUCAGAAUUGGCCUGCCUGUCUAAACUAUUGUAGGAUUACAUUUGGUUUGGUUUUUAUCAUUUUCCUGCAUGUAGGAUUUGACUAUUAUUAUUUCCCUUAAAGCUGGUAGGGGUAUUGUGGUGUAUUAAUCAUUGAUUUGACUAUUAUUAUUUCCCUUAAAGCUGGUAGGGGUAUUGUGGUGUAUUAAUCAUUGAUUUGACUAUUAUUAUUUCCCUUAAAGCUGGUAGGGGUAUUGUGGUGUAUUAAUCAUUGAUUUGACUAUUAUUAUUUCCCUUAAAGCUGGUAGGGGUAUUGUGGUGUAUUAAUCAUUGAUUUGACUAUUAUUAUUUCCCUUAAAGCUGGUAGGGGUAUUGUGGUGUAUUAAUCAUUGAUUUGACUAUUAUUAUUUCCCUUAAAGCUGGUAGGGGUAUUGUGGUGUAUUAAUCAUUGAUUUGACUAUUAUUAUUUCCCUUAAAGCUGGUAGGGGUAUUGUGGUGUAUUAAUCAUUGAUUGGUUUUCAAUCUGUUUAUUGAUAAGUGGCCUCACAGCUGAGAUGCCAAAUGUCAGAUAAGCUCAUUAAACCCUAGAAAUGGAAUGGCUUGAACUGUGACAAGGUUAUGGAUUCCACCUGAUGUUGACAGUCACACAGUCUAAAUGGGGAUUAGACAGUGAUGAUGAUGUCAUCGACAUGGGACUACUAUUUGGCUGCCAGUGCAGAUUUAUGACAUCACUGUCUAAUCCUGGUUGAUUUAACUGUAUACCACGGUAUGAUAGUACUUCGGUAGGGUGGUGAUGUGUGGAAUUCAGCAUUCCAUGCUGCUUUCAGUGGUAAUAAUCAUUGUUGACCCCAUUUUAUAUGGUUCUACCCAAUUCAGUGUUAUAUUUUAGAUUCUACUAGGGGCAGUGUUCUUCAAUCCUGGUGCAGGAGACUCAGUAUUGGACUGAAACAAAAGCCUACGCACCUUGUGGGUCCCCAGGACCAGGCUUGAAAACAUCUGAUUGAGUUUAAAGACAUGUUGUUGUGGACUAUACAUGUAGUGUUUGAACUACUACAGAAGAAAACUGUCAGAAUUUGCUGUUACAGAGAGCCACUCACGUGCAGCACUGUAUCAUGCAACGCUGAGUGACUGACUCACUUGAGAGAGAGUUUGCCCACCAAAAAGCACUCUGAUGUUCUGCGAUAGUAUCACAUGGUUCCAUAGCAGCCAAUAUUGAACAAUACAGUAACGGUCCUGUUAAUGAUCCUAAAUUAUGCCAGCUAUGCAAACCAGCUGAGUAGCAAGAAUUUAGGACGAGAGUCUUAAAUACUGGAAGAAUGGAAUGACAUUAAUGUUGGGUAAACUUCCAUCUCUAUGGCUCUGUUCUAAUGUUACAAUCUGUCAGGGCUGGAUUCUAGUGUGCUGUUGCCUACUGUUGUUCCUCAUUGUUCCUGUUCUAAUGUUACAAUCUGUCAGGGCUGGAUUCUAGUGUGCUGUUGCCUACUGUUGUUCCUCAUUGUUCCUGUUCUACUCUUACAAUCUGUCAGGGCUGGAUUCUAGUGUGCUGUUGCCUACUGUUGUUCCUCAUUGUUCCUGUUCUAAUGUUACAAUCUGUCAGGGCUGGAUUCUAGUGUGCUGUUGCCUACUGUUGUUCCUCAUUGUUCCUGUUCUACUCUUACAAUCUGUCAGGGCU
Oncorhynchus gorbuscha (pink salmon) is the source of this 4149-nucleotide messenger RNA. RefSeq names its product guanine nucleotide-binding protein-like 1. Gene Ontology annotation, molecular function: GTPase activity; GTP binding. The transcript is spliced from 12 exons. The record is from RefSeq and is a predicted model, not a curated record. NCBI's taxonomy places the organism in Eukaryota, Metazoa, Chordata, Actinopteri, Salmoniformes, Salmonidae. Bases 269 to 2122 code for a protein of 617 amino acids.